UGCACUUUUUAUUCCCGGAGCCCCUUCUCUCUUUAGGGUUUCUUCUCUUACAGUUCCAUCAAUUCUCUCGUUAACCUCGCCAAUCGAAAGCCAUUCUGGAGCCGGUGAAACCUCCAAUUCGUUUCUUUCUCGUACAGUUUCUUAGGGUUUCAGAUUUGGGAUUUGCGUUCGCGAUUGCUUUGUUAGUUUGCUUUCUGGUUCUUUUACAAGAAUUACUUGUUUUCAGUUCCGGGGGCAAAUUUCUGGUUCGAUUCGGCGUGCGAGCUUUUACCGGAUGCAGGAAAUUCUCGAUACCGGAUCCGUCGCCGCGUGAUCGCGCGACCACGGAUUCAAUCGGGGCGUUUUAGUUCUUGUAUGGAAACUCGGAGCCGGAAGCGGGCGGAGGCCUCCUCAGCAGCCCCUUCUUCUUCUUCCUCUUCCGCGCCUUCUUCCUCCGGUCCCACCACCCGCUCACAGAAACGCUCCCGCCUCUCUGCCUCCACCACUGCCGCCGCCGCUGCUGCCACCACCACUGCUUCUUCUCUCACCGUCACUGCUACUGCCGGUGCCUCACCCGCUACUGUCCCUACUCGUUCUCGCGUCUCUCGAGCUCAGCAGCCUGCUGCUGCCAUGGAACCUACAACCAAUCCUGUCGAAUCGUCUUCCUCGUCCAGGUCGCGCCGGAGUCGAGGCGCUGAAUCUGCCGACAAAGGGAAGGAGAAGGAGCAUGAGGUUAGGGUUCGAGAGAGUAAUAGGGAGGCUAGAGAGAGGGAUAGGGAUGGCUUAGGGAUAAAUAUGGAAGGUGGUCGGAAUAGUACCCGGAAUGAUGAGGAUGAUGAUAAUGAUAGCGAGGAGGGUGGUGGAAUUGGGGCUUUCCACCAGAAUUUGACCUCCGCAAGCAGUGCACUACAGGGUCUCCUGCGAAAGCUGGGAGCCGGACUAGACGAUCUCCUGCCCUCUUCGGCAAUGGCCUCAGCUUCGUCUUCGCACCAGUCUGGUAGAUUGAAGAAGAUUUUGUCCGGGUUGAGAGCUGAUGGUGAAGAAGGAAAACAAGUGGAGGCAUUGACCCAGCUUUGUGAUAUGCUGUCAAUUGGAACUGAGGACUCGUUGAGUACUUUCUCAGUGGAUUCUUUUGUACCUGUUCUAGUUGGUUUGCUGAAUCACGAAAGUAAUGCAGACAUUAUGCUGCUUGCCGCUAGAGCAAUCACACAUUUGUGCGACGUGCUGCCUUCUUCAUGUGCUGCUGUUGUGCAUUAUGGUGCGGUUUCUUGUUUCGUUGCAAGGUUGCUUACUAUCGAAUAUAUGGACUUGGCUGAACAGUCCCUGCAAGCAUUAAAGAAGAUAUCUCAGGAGCAUCCCACUGCCUGCCUUAGGGCUGGAGCUCUAAUGGCUGUGCUUUCUUAUUUGGAUUUCUUUUCUACUGGGGUCCAGAGAGUGGCACUGUCUACCGCUGCAAAUAUGUGCAAGAAGCUUCCUUCAGAUGCUGCUGACUUUGUGAUGGAAGCAGUACCGUUGCUCACAAAUCUUCUUCAGUAUCAUGAUGCUAAGGUGUUGGAGCAUGCCUCUGUUUGUUUGACUCGUAUUGCUGAAGCCUUCGCUUCAUCACCAGAGCAAUUGGAUGAACUCUGUAAUCAUGGACUGGUAACCCAAGCUGCAGAGCUCAUCUCCACUAGUAAUGUUGGAGGAGGACAGGCAUCCUUGAGCCCGCCUACAUAUACUGGAUUAAUUCGGCUACUCUCAACAUUUGCGAGUGGGUCUCCUCUAGGUUCUAAGACUUUGCUGCUUCUUGGAAUCAGUAGUACUCUCAAAGAUAUAUUGUUGGGUACUGGUGCUUCUGCUAAUGCAUCUGCUCCAGCUCUGAAUAGACCAGCAGAGCAGGUGUUCGAGAUUGUUAACCUUGCAAAUGAGCUUCUUCCGCCUCUUCCACAUGGAUCAAUAUCCCUUCCUGUGAGCUCAAAUAUAUUGGUGAAAGGUCCUCUUAUUAAGAAAUCCAGUACCAGCUCUUCUGGAAAGCACGAUGAAGCAAAUGGAGAUGCUACCGAGAUGUCAGCAAGAGAAAGAUUAAUUAAUGAUCAACCCAAUUUGCUUCAGCAGUUUGGAAUGGACCUCCUUCCUGUUCUAAUUCAGACCUAUGGUUCUAGUGUCAACAGUCCUGUACGUCAUAAAUGCCUCUCUGUUAUCGCAAAGUUGAUGUACUUCAGCAGUGCAGAGAUGAUUCAGUCUUUGCUGAGCUCAACAAACAUAUCUAGUUUCUUAGCCGGCGUUUUGGCAUGGAAAGAUCCACAUGUAUUGGUUCCUUCACUCCAGAUAGCUGAGAUUCUGAUGGAUAAGCUCCCAGGGACCUUCUCAAAGGCUUUCAUCAGGGAGGGGGUGGUUCAUGCCGUUGAUCAGCUUAUCUUAGCUGGUCCAAACACUACUAUUCCUGCAACCCCCCUUCCUGCCGAGAAAGACAAUGAUGCAGCCUCUGGGGCGUCAUCACGAUCUAGGCGUUAUAAGCGUCGCACUGGCAACCCAAAUCUUGAUGGGUCAGAAGACUCUAAGGAUCCAGUUUCUGCUAAUAUUGGAUCGCCUCCGAGUUCUGUUGAAAUUCCAUCAGUGAAUUCCAGUUUACGUGUGGCUGUCAGCACAUGUGCUAAAGCUUUCAAGGACAAGUACUUCCCUUCUAAUCCCGGGGCCACUGAUAUUGGGAUCACAGAUGAUCUCUUGCAUCUGAAGAAUCUUUGCUUGAAGUUAAAUGCUGGUGUGGAUGACCAGAAAGUUAAAGGAAAAGGAAAAUGCAAAGUUUCUGGAUCUCAUUUUACUGAGUUGUCUCCUGAAAAGGAAGAGUACUUGAUCAACGUGUUAACUGACUUGCUGGCAGAACUGAGCAAAGGGGAUGGAGUAUCCACUUUUGAAUUCAUUGGAAGUGGUGUUGUAGCUGCACUGCUGAACUACUUUUCUUGUGGUCAUUUUUCAAAGGAAAGGAUAUCUGAAGCUAACCUUCCUAAGCUUCGGCAACAAGCACUCAGACGAUUUAGGUCCUUCAUAUCUGUUGCUCUUCCCUCUGAUAUUCAAGAAGAGAGCCAAGCUCCUUUGAGUGUCUUGGUUCAGAAGCUUCAAAGUGCUUUGACAUCCUUGGAUCGUUUUCCAGUCGUUCUGAGCCAUUCAUCUAGAUUAUCUAGUGGAAGUGCACGUCUAUCUUCUGGGUUAAGUGCUCUGACUCAACCUUUCAAGUUACGCCUGUGUCGUGCGCAAGGCGAAAAAUCGCUUAGGGAUUAUUCUUCAAAUAUUGUACUUAUUGACCCAUUAGCAAGUUUAGCAUCCGUUGAAGCAUUUCUUUGGCCCCGUGUUGAUCGAGGUGAAUCUGGACAGAAGCAGUCGCCUUCUGCUGGAAACUCUGACUCUGGUACAACGCCCGCAGGUGCUGCCGAGACAUCUCCAUCUACCUCUACACCUGCUUCAACUGCACGUCGCCACUCUACAAGGUCCAAGGCAUCUGUUAAUAUAGGAGAUUCUUCCAAAAAGGAACCAGUGCAGGAGAGAGGGACAAGCUCAUCAAAAAUGAAGGGCAAGGCUGUCUUAAAAUCUCCCCAGGAUGAGACCAAAGGUCCCCAUACGAGGAAUGCUUCCCGUAGAAGAGCAGUCGUUGAUAAAGAUUCACAGAUGAAACCGCUGGAUGGUGAUUCUAGCUCGGAGGAUGAAGAACUAGAGAUCUCUGCAGUUGAGCUCGAUGAUGAACUGGUGAUUGAUGAUGGUAUGUCAGAUGAUGAAGAUGACGAGCAGGAAGAUGUGUUGAGAGAUGAUUCUCUUCCUGUCUGCAUGCCUGAAAAGGUGCAUGAUGUAAAAUUAGGUGAUGCACCCGAAGAUACUACUGUUGCUUCGGCAACAAAUGACGGCGACCAUUCUCAUCCAGCUCCUGGUUCUAGUAGCAGCCGUGGUGCUGGUGGUAGGGCCUCUGAUUCUGCUGAUUUAAGAACUGGUCUUUCCUAUGGUUCUAGGGGUGCUAUGUCCUUUGCUGCUGCGGCAAUGGCUGGGCUUGGUUCUGCUGAUGCUAGGGGUAUCAGAGGAGUCAGAGACAGACAAGGGCGCCUUUUGUUUGGUGGCUCCAAUGAUCCAGCAAGGUUGAUCUUCACUGCAGGUGGGAAGCAGCUCAAUAGGCAUUUAACCAUAUAUCAAGCCAUCCAGCGACAGCUCGUGCUGGAUGAGGAUGAGGAUGAUAGAUAUGCUGCUAGUGAUUUCGUCUCCAGUGAUGGAAGCAGACUUUGGAGUGAUAUAUACACUAUAACUUAUCAGAGAGCUGACAGCCAAAGUAAUAAGGCCUCUGGUGGUGGUGGAUCAAAUGCUACUACUCCUUCCAAAUCCGGGAAAGCUACAGGUUCUUCUGGUGCAAAAUCUGAUAUGCAACUGCAUCAAAUGUCACUUUUAGACAGCAUAUUGCAGGGUGAACUUCCAUGUGAUCUUGAGAAGUCCAAUCCUACCUAUAACAUAUUAGCACUGCUUCGAGUCUUGGAUGGUUUGAACCAGCUUGCAUCUCGUCUGAGGGCACAACUAGUUUCCGACAAUUUUGCAGAGGGUAAAAUCACGAGUUUGGAUGAGCUUACUGCUUCUGCUGUCAAGGUCCCUACUGAAGAAUUCAUCAACAGCAAGCUCACUCCUAAACUAACCCGACAAAUGCAGGAUGCCCUUGCAUUGUGCAGUGGUAGUCUUCCUUCUUGGUGUUACCAGUUGACCAAGGCGUGCCCAUUCUUGUUUCCCUUUGAGACUCGCCGGCAGUACUUCUACUCAACUGCUUUUGGAUUGUCUCGUGCUCUGUAUCGCCUUCAGCAGCAGCAAGGUGCUGAUGGGGGAGGGGCGUUUAAUGAGAGAGAGGUUAGAGUUGGAAGGUUGCAGCGUCAGAAGGUGCGUGUUUCGAGGAAUCGCAUUCUGGAUUCUGCUGCUAAAGUAAUGGAGAUGUAUUCUAGUCAGAAAGCGGUGCUUGAGGUAGAGUAUUUUGGGGAAGUUGGUACAGGACUGGGUCCCACACUAGAGUUCUAUACCCUUUUGAGUCAUGAUUUACAGAAGGCUUCACUUGGGAUGUGGAGGUCCAAUGAAUCAUCAUCGUCUGAGAAGUCUCCAAUGGAAGUUGAUGGGAAUGAGAAGCUUGUUCAUGCUCCACUGGGUUUGUUCCCUCGGCCAUGGUCUCCAAAUGCAAAUGCCUCUGAGGGUAGUCAGUUGUACAAGGCUGUCGAGUACUUUCGUCUCGUUGGUCGUGUGAUGGCCAAAGCUCUUCAGGAUGGGCGACUUUUGGACUUGCCAUUUUCUACAGCUUUCUACAAGAUUGUCUUGGGUCAAGAUCUUGAUUUGUAUGAUAUUCUUUCUUUUGAUGCUGAGCUUGGGAAGACGCUGCAAGAACUGGAUGCCAUUGUUUGUAGGAAGCGUUAUUUGGAAUCCUCGGGGAACAAUGUUGCUGUUACUGAUUUACGAUUCCGUGGGGCUAAGAUUGAAGAUCUGUACUUGGAUUUUACUCUUCCUGGUUAUCCAGACUACAUUCUGAAGACAGGGGGAGAUCAAACUGUUGUUGUCAGUAACUUGGAGGACUAUAUAUCCUUGGUAGUAGACGCAACUGUUAGGACCGGAAUAACCCGCCAAAUGGAAGCAUUCAGGGCUGGAUUCAAUCAGGUGUUUGAUAUUGCAUCACUGCAAAUAUUUUCUCCACUAGAACUGGACUACUUGCUUUGCGGGCGCAGAGAGCUGUGGGAGGCUGAUACCCUUGUCGAUCACAUCAAAUUUGAUCAUGGUUACACUGCCAAGAGCCCUGCAAUCAUUAACUUACUUGAGAUUAUGGGAGAGUUCACGCCAGAGCAGCAACGAGCCUUUUGUCAGUUUGUUACUGGUGCACCAAGGCUUCCUCCUGGGGGUCUUGCUGUGUUGAACCCUAAGUUGACCAUUGUGAGAAAGCAUUCUUCAACUGCGACAAACCCACCUGCUAAUGGGACAGGGCCUUCGGAAUCGGCAGAUGAUGACUUGCCUAGUGUGAUGACCUGUGCUAAUUACCUCAAGCUUCCUCCUUACUCUACAAAGGAAAUAAUGUACAAGAAACUGGUCUAUGCAAUCAACGAAGGGCAGGGAUCAUUCGACUUGUCUUAAGCUUUUCCACUAACUUGCAACUCCCAUGAACGAGAAAGAAAGCAAAACUGUGUAUAGUAGUGAGGAAUGAAGAUAGAGAGUUAUCUGGAGGGUUAUCUUCUGCUCAAUAAUGGCAUCGUUUCCCUCCUGCAAUUUAAUUUGUUUGGCUGUCAAUCAAGGUCAGUCAGUCGCCUAAUUUUAUUCAAAGGCUGUGCCGUCUGGAGAUUGGCUAACUUUCUAGCAAUCAAUUUUCUUAUAAAUCUUGGAUCGUGCUUUGCAAUUGUGAUUUACUGCCUACUGUUGUGUCCAGGUUGUGGAUCGGUGUUGGGUUUUCGAAAAGGCUGUGAAGAGGGAUGUUUGCUAAAAACGGACUUAUUACUUAGAUCUGCUGCCAAUGUAAAUACUAAAUAAUAAAAAAGGAAAAGAAUAGUGGUUUUAUUAGCAUUUAGGAACGCCUGUAUUUAGUUGCAAAUCGUGAAAUUUUCGUAUCCUUUCUUUGAUAUUAUCAUCUACCCCCCAGCUUUUGGUUUCCAUUUGCCUUUGAUGCCCAACUGGUUUACCUGUUUUUGCCCUGAAACAAAACAAGAACAAUAAAGAUAAAUGUAUCAGUACGUG
Molecule: messenger RNA, 6678 nt
Organism: Linum trigynum
Lineage: Eukaryota; Viridiplantae; Streptophyta; Magnoliopsida; Malpighiales; Linaceae
Source: the annotation of a GenBank genome assembly